This is a messenger RNA of Notothenia coriiceps (black rockcod), 2546 nucleotides long. RefSeq names its product cannabinoid receptor 2 (gene cnr2). The record is from RefSeq and is a predicted model, not a curated record. Gene Ontology annotation, biological process: G protein-coupled receptor signaling pathway. Lineage: Eukaryota; Metazoa; Chordata; Actinopteri; Perciformes; Nototheniidae. Gene Ontology annotation, molecular function: cannabinoid receptor activity. Gene Ontology annotation, cellular component: membrane. The transcript is spliced from 4 exons. The coding region runs from base 110 to 1213 and encodes 367 amino acids.
CUAGGAGGAAAUAACAUCAACCUCAAACACAAGAGAAAGCUGAAGGAAGUGGCCAGUCUCAUUCCCCUGAUGUGAAUAACAAGCGCUGGCCCGUACAGUAACAGUUGAAAUGGAGAGGGCAGUUCCUACAUCGCCAACAGCAGCCAACUGGUCCUGUGAGAAUCUGGAGUGCUACAUGGUCCUCAUGCAGGCUGAGAAGACAGUCAUCGGCUCCAUCUGUUUUCUGGCCGGUCCUUUCACGCUGCUGGAAAAUGCUCUAGUGCUGGGAGUGAUCGCUGCCACCGCCACCCUGCGGCGGCGACCCACAUAUCUGUUCAUUGCCAGCAUUGCUUUGGCUGAUGUCUUCGCCAGCUGCUUCUUUACCAUCAGCUUCCUGGAUUUUCACCUGUUUCACCACAGUGACGGCCCCACCGCCUAUCUCUUCAAGUUAGGUGGUGUCACCAUGGCCUUCACCAGCUCAGUGGGGAGUUUACUGCUGACCGCUCUGGACCGAUACCUCUGCAUCCACCAGGCCUCCAGUUAUAAGGUGCUGCUGACCCGCCGGAGAGCCUUGCUCUGCCUGCUGAUCAUGUGGAGCGCCACCAUCUUCUUCUCCUUCCUGCCUCUGAUGGGCUGGAGGUGUCCCACAGGGCUUACUCCACCCUGCUCGCGCCUGUUUCCAUACAUCAACCACGGCUACCUGGCCUGCUGGACCAGCUUUACACUGGUGCUUCUGACCCUGAUUUUGUGUGCAUAUGCUCUGAUCCUGUGGAAGGCCCACCGCCAUGAGUCCUCCAUGACCAGUCUCCAGGGAGCAGCAGGGACAGGCCACGCCCGCAUGAGGAUGGAUAUCAGGCUAGCUCGUACCUUUGGCCUGAUCCUGCUCAUAUUAGUGGGCUGCUGGCUUCCUGCACUCUCCUUCAUGUUGGCUGAUGUCUUUGUGAUUCUGACCCACACCCAACAGAGGGCCUUCGCCUUUUGCAGCACCCUCUGCCUGGUCAACUCCGCAGUCAACCCAUUGCUGUAUGCACUGCGCUGUCGAGAGCUGAGAGUUGCUCUGCUACAGUUGCUUCAAAGGCUGUGUGUGAUUGGGAGGUGUAAAAAGACUACACAGGAUUUACCCCCAGGAAUACAUCUCACAGAAGAAAUCAGCUGUACUGCCAUCACCGAGCAUGAGAUACCCGCAAACGGAACAAUGCAACUUCACUCAGUCUCAGAAAUGGUGAACAAUUAGCCGGACAAUAUCAGAAAAUCAGUUAAAAUUAAGGAGUAAUUUGCUUAUUUGAAGCGAGCUACGGUAUUUCUAACAGACAUUACAGAACAUUUUACUGUACGUAAGAUUAAAAUAUUCUGUAGAUAUGAGCAGGAUUUACUCCGAUCACUUAUUAGUGCUGGCACAUUUUUUUUACCAAGACUAUUGUUGUAAAGCCUUUUGAACAAAAAUCAGUAUUUAAAACAGGCGAUCCACAGUAUCAGAUUCAAAGAGUAUAAAAUGGGAAACAUGACAAUUAUUGUGUUUAAAAAUGGAGAAACCAUGACCUCGGGAAAUAUUUUUGCAACCAUUACACAUACUUACAUUUAAAUAAAAGAUGAAGAUGUAGAUUUUAAAAUAUUGUUAGAACAACGAACUAGAAACAGAUUCCAAUGGGAAAAAGCCAUUCACCUCUAGGCAUUGUUUCAGGAAGGACAAAGGGUUUAGGAUUGUGAUGAUAUCAUGUAGCCAUCUCACCUUUAACCUUUGACCUUUUCCACUGUGUCCUGUGAACUGAAGCGCUGACUUAACCUUUGUAUGCACCACAUGGUAGAAAAGUGGAUUCAUUGUACGCCUGGGCGAUAUGGUGAUAUUUAAAGGGUCACAACUAAAUGAAAUUUAGAUAAUAUAUAUCUUUUUCAAGUUCUUAAAAAGAGAAAAUCCUACUGUAAAUUUGUCAAGUAUUUUAUUCACAUCAAAUUAUAUAAAUAUAGGCGUUACCAUGUGGUCAUUUCAGAUAGACCUUUUUUUUGUAUUACGAGAAAACAUGCUACGUCAUUAUGUAUGGAGAAAUAACCUAUAUUGUUAUAGAAGAUUUUGGCCAUAUCCAUCAAGCCCAAUUUGUUGUACACUCUUGUUAGACAUUUUAUUAUAUUUCUGUGUUAUCUUUUGACAAAACAGUUGCCUACAAGUUACAUAAUAUGACAUAUAACGUCUGCGCUGUACCCAUAGUGCUAUGCAUAUUACAGUCACUCGCUGUAAAUAUGUUUUGUGGUAUAUUUAUUGGCCGUUUUUUGGUAUUUAACUGUAAAAAUGACAGCCAAGGCUAACAGUGUUUGCUUGUUUAUGUUUGAGUAUUUUAUCCUGGGACUGCACGGACAGAGGACCCUGUGGGUUGCCUGUCCCAUCUGCACAUGAAUGCCACGACUCCACAAAAGCCCCUUGCAUAGGAGGGACUCCCACAAUGUUCACCACAUGAAUCCAAGCAGUGUGUCGAGGUAAAUGGAGCACAUGUCAUGAAGGGAACGAGCACAGACACUUGAACACUCUUUGCACUUGUGACAACUGGCAGCUGCAGGAAAGCACAUAUUUAACA